UUUUUGGAAAAUGGAAAAUUUUCUUACAGCACGUCUAGAGAUUGGAAUAUCUUUAUCCAAGUAAUACUUUUAGUAGUAAUUCAAAGAUUCAAUUUUCAUCAUCAAAUUUUAACUGAUUUUGGGACAUUAGACCAAUCUAUUGGAUUUUGCCUAGGGGAUGCUGUUAACCUGAGUGGAAACGCUGUGUUUAAUUCAAGAAAAGAAAGUGGCCAACCAGUUCCUUCUGAUCACAACCAUUUUGGCACUUUGGAUAAGACUCCAACUUCAUUUACUAUAAAUCCAUCUGCCACCCAAGUUGAAUCCAAGAGAUUGCAAUUAGCAAAAGGUCCACAAAGAAAUCUGGUCUCCCUAUCUAGUGGUUUUACAGAAAACUGCAGAGAAUCCAAUAUGGCUGAUGGUAGUCCGAAGACUGAUAUCUCAACAGAUGCGGACACAGAUGAAAAAAGUCCAAGGUUUGAUACAGGAAAAUCUAAUGCUGUUGCAGCUUCUGAUUCUAGUGACAGAUCAAAAAGUAAUUUGGAUCAAAAGACUCUUCGUAGACUUGCUCAAAAUCGUGAGGCUGCGAGAAAAAGCCGAUUUAGAAAGAAAGUAUAUGUGCAACAGCUGGAAAGUAGUCGUUUGAAGUUAACACAAUUAGAGCAGGAGCUCCAGCGGGCACGGCAGCAGGGUAUCUUCAUAUCAAGCUCAGGAGAUCAAAGUCAUGCAAUGGGUGGAAAUGGUGCCAUGGCAUUUGAUGUAGAAUAUGCACGGUGGUUGGAAGAGCAAAAUCGACAAAUUAAUGAGCUGAGAACAGCAGUAAAUUCCCAUGCAAGUGAAUCGGAACUUCGUAUUAUUGUUGAUGGCGUAAUGGCUCACUAUGAUGAAAUUUUCAGAUUGAAGAGCAAUGCAGCUAAGGCUGAUGUUUUCCAUUUGUUAUCAGGCAUGUGGAAAACACCUGCUGAGAGGUGUUUCUUGUGGCUUGGUGGUUUCCGUUCAUCUGAGCUUCUAAAGCUUCUUGUAAACCAAUUGGAGCCUUUGACAGAGCAACAGUUGGUGGGAAUUGGCAACUUACAGCAAUCCUCCCAGCAGGCUGAAGAUGCAUUAUCUCAAGGGAUGGAGGCAUUGCAGCAGUCUCUGGCUGAGACAUUGUCCACUGGAUCUUUAGGCUCGACUGGAUCAUCUAGGAAUGUGGCAAACUACAUGGGUCAAAUGGCCAUGGCCAUGGGGAAGCUAGGGACACUUGAGGGGUUUAUCCGUCAGGCUGACAACCUACGGCAUCAAACACUACAACAAAUGCUUCGGAUAUUGACAUCCCACCAGUCAGCUCGUGCACUGCUUGCAAUACAUGAUUACUUCUCCAGAUUACGGGCUCUUAGUUCCCUCUGGCUCGCCCGACCAAGAGAGUGAAAAGGUCCUGUUUCUUACUGGUUUGAUUUGUUAACUGAUAUAGGUCCUGCUGGAAAAUUAUCAACUCUGGAAUAACUUUUUGGAUCCAGCACUAGAUAACAUUCGAUCUUGUCAUUAAACCAUAUAAUAAUUUUUAAAUUUCUCAUGCUUUAGUUUCAGUAAUCCUUGUGAUCAUGUAUGUCAAGGUGUUUAGUCUUGUCUUGCCUGUUGUCAAAUGAUUACAGAAUUUGAGCAUUUUCUCAAAAGUAAAAUUUUAGUUAUAUUUGUCCUUUACAUCUUUGAAAAAGCAUUCUUACUGC
This is a messenger RNA of Durio zibethinus, 1685 nucleotides long. Its product is annotated as transcription factor TGA6-like. Gene Ontology annotation, molecular function: DNA-binding transcription factor activity; sequence-specific DNA binding. Gene Ontology annotation, biological process: DNA-templated transcription; regulation of DNA-templated transcription. NCBI's taxonomy places the organism in Eukaryota, Viridiplantae, Streptophyta, Magnoliopsida, Malvales, Malvaceae. The record is from RefSeq and is a predicted model, not a curated record.